GCUGACAGUGGGAGAGACAGCAGGGGUUGUAGUUUCCUCAACACACCUACCAAACCUAGAGGACCGCUUCCAGUCAAGGCGAGCCACGCCCCGGGGGGCAGGAGAGACUGUCCGCUCCCCCAGGUGCCCUGACUCCUGUGAUGGAAGGAAGAAUGGACUGUGAAGAAGAGUUUUAGUCGGGUACUUGUCGCCAAGAUGAAGUUCGGGAAGAGCAUUUGUGUGCUGAAUGUAGGGGGGACCCGUUACGCGUUCACCCGUGAGGUGAUCAAGGACUUCCCACUCCGACGCGUCAGCCGCUUGCAUGCCUGCGCGACCGAGAAAGAGGUUCUGGAACUGUGCGACGACUACGACCGGGACCGGAACGAGUUCUUCUUUGACCGACACGCGCAGGCUUUCGUGUUCAUCAUGCUGUACGUGCGCUCCGGCAAACUCCGGUUCGUCCCCGGAGUCUGCGAGCUGUCCUUCUACACCGAGAUGCUCUACUGGGGGCUGGAGAGCGCGCACCUGGACUUCUGCUGCCAGAAGCGCCUGGACGAGAGGAUGUCCGACAUAGGGAUGGACAGUCUGUCAGAGGGGGACGUGUCCGGGGAUGAGUGCCAGAGUCCAGAAGAGACGGUGCAUCGGACUGCGCUAACCGGUCGCGCCAAAUGGCUGGAGAGGAUGCGCAAAAUGUUCGAGGACCCUAACUCUUCUCUGGCGGCGCAGCUCCUAGCUGCGGUGUCCGUGAUUUUCGUGAUUAUUUCUAUGGUUAUGCUGUGUGCCAGCACUCUCCCAGACUGGGAUACAGCUAAGAGGAAUACUACGGAGGAGCACAGGAUAGUGGAGGCUGUGUGCAUCGGCUGGUUUACAGCUGAGUGCAUAGUGCGCUUUCUGUUGGCCAGAGACAAGUGCAGCUUCAUCCGCCAUCCGCUGAACAUCAUCGACGUGAUUGCCAUUACCCCCUACUAUGUCACCAUGGCGAUGGCCAGAGCUGGGAUGCCGGGUGCUGGGCUUGGGGUCGCUGGAGUGAUACUCCGCGUGCUGAGGAUGAUGAGAGUGUUCUGGCUCAUGAAGCUGGCCAGACAUUUCCUGGGCCUGCAGACUCUGGGACUGACGCUCAGGCGCUGCUACAGGGAGAUGGUCAUGCUCAUGGUGUUUGUUUGUGUGGCCAUGGCAAUAUACAGUGCUCUGGCACAGCUGCUGGAGCACGGCUUGGACUUGGGCUCGCAGAACCAGGACUACGCCAGCAUCCCGGCUGCCGCCUGGUGGGUCAUCAUCUCUAUGACUACAGUUGGGUACGGGGACGUGUAUCCAGUGACGAUUGGGGGACGUGUUCUCGGGGGCAUGUGUGUAGUGAGUGGGAUUGUUCUCCUGGCUCUGCCCAUCACAUUCAUCUACCACAGCUUUGUUCAGUGCUACCAUGAACUAAAACUCCGCUCUGCUAGAUAUGCACGAAAUGUGUCUUCAGAGAUGCUGGAAUGAACUAGGAUGAACACUAAAAUAGACAGAAACAUAGCAAACUAGUAGAUCUCAUUGUGACAUAACCAACUGUGUGAGAUGCUCUGACUCUUGGCUUUGGCAGCAUUUGAUAUUGUUGCUCUGUAUAGUCCCUGCCUCUCGUAGAACAGAUGAUCCCUGACCAUUGUCUAACCAGCAAACAGUGUGACUUAAAGGGGAUGUUCGAAUUACUCAGAAGACCCGGCAGUAAUCAGUAACUUACCUGUAGUAGACAGCAGAGAAGUUCAUAAGACAUAUUUUCAAAGUAAAGGCUCAAGUCUCUAAUUACUGGAGAUAACAUUGUCCCAUUGCAUAUCAUCUACAUUGAUGUGAAAAAGAGAUCUCUUAGUAAUUUCUUUUGUUCUUGUUUCUUCUCACACCUAAUUGACUCAGAUCAUAAAAUAAAUUUGAAUAUCAAACAUAGAUAACCUGCAUACAGAAAACACGGUUUUAAAAAAUGCUAAUCUAAUUUAUUGUGGGAGAAAAGCUAUCCAAACCAACCUGACCAAUGUGACAAAGUGAUCAUCCCUUAAACCUAAUAACCGGUUGUGCCACCCUUGGCGGCAAAAACUGCCAUCAGGUGUUUGGAGUAACUGGCAAUGAGUCUCUUUAUAUUAGUUUUGGCUCACUCUUCUUUGCAGAUUUUUUUUAUUCAACUACAUUUUGGAGCAUGAACGGCCUGUUUAUUCUCACACCACAGCAUUUCAAUUAAAUUUAAGUCUAAACUUGGAUUAAGC
Molecule: messenger RNA, 2213 nt
Organism: Girardinichthys multiradiatus
Lineage: Eukaryota; Metazoa; Chordata; Actinopteri; Cyprinodontiformes; Goodeidae
Gene: kcng3
Product: potassium voltage-gated channel, subfamily G, member 3
Exons: 2
Coding region: 196-1461 (421 amino acids)
Biological process (GO): protein homooligomerization; potassium ion transmembrane transport
Cellular component (GO): membrane; voltage-gated potassium channel complex
Molecular function (GO): delayed rectifier potassium channel activity; protein binding
Source: RefSeq, a predicted model, not a curated record